AUGAUCCCUGGAAUACGCCCCGUACCCAGUCGCUUCCCUGGGAGGCACUUGGUGCUGGGCCGCCGCGUCCAGCGCUGCCAGCUUCAUAAUGAUGGGCGGACUCGAGUAUCCAGCUUCUGGAUUCCUACGGGCGGUAUUUCUAAGAAGGCCGUCAGCGGAGAGAAGGAGGAUGCGAAUGACCUCUUGGUUAGAGGAGGAUUCCUACGCCAGGCAUAUUCUGGAGUGUUUCACCUCCUGCCGCUUGGUUUGCGAGUUCAAGACAAACUAGAGAGUCUCAUCGAUAAGCAUAUGCGGUCACUAGGGGCAUCGAAAGUUUCGCUAUCGUCAAUUUCUUCCCAGGAGCUCUGGGAACAAUCCGGUCGACUGACCGAAGGCUCCGACGAGGUAUUCCGAUUUGAGGAUCGAAAGGGUAGUCGCUUCAUUCUUGCUCCGACUCAUGAGGAAGAGAUAACUACUCUGGUCGCGAGGAAAUACCGUGAUGAGGCUCGUCCGAGACAAGGCCUUCUUCGUGGGCGAGAGUUUGUCAUGAAGGAUCUCUACACAUUCGACUACAAUGCGGAUGAGGCGCUCAAGACGUAUCGCGCUGUGAAACAUGCCUAUACCCAACUAUUUGACGAACUGAAGAUUCCAUAUCUUGUGGCGGCAGCAGACUCAGGAAAUAUGGGGGGCAAUCUCAGUCACGAAUACCACUUCAUCAGCGCCAAGGGUGAAGACCGGGUCGUUAGCUGCUCAAACUGCGACCAUGUAUACAAUGAGGAGCUCGCAGACGGUAAGACCCAUAGCCUCCCUGAGGAAUCUGGGAAGGAUCCUGUACCUGGCUUCCAGACAGAGGAGGAUGCCCCUGUCGAAGGAGGCUCAACAGUUUCAACUGGUAUGUGGAUGGCCAUUUCGCAUGAUGGGAAUACUCUUCUCCGGGGCUGGUACCCCAAAUUCUCGAUGCAAAAUGGGUCCACAGAGCCAGAAGAGCGACACGUCAACUCGCAUGCCGCGAAAGCAAUUGCAACGGCAGCAGGUAUCGACCUCGACCUCAGUGUCGAGAAUCCAUUGGAGAAGUGGGUUGCCCAUGUCAAGUCUCGCAAAUCGUCUGAGAAGCCGCGUGUUCUCGACCUGUACGACUCGCAGGUGCGGGUGUACCAGCGCCCGCCGCUUAGCGAUCUUCUCCAAGAGUCUGGCUGCACCACUGCAGACAUCGAAUACACCAUGUUGGACCGUUUCCCUGGAACCUCGAACAAGCUCAGUCUCGUCCGAGUCCACGACGGGGACCGCUGCUCGCAGUGUGGGGACGGUGUUCUGACGAGUAACCCUGCGGUGGAGCUUGGCCAUACUUUCCACCUAGGCACGCGGUACAGUGAAGUGCUCAAUGCCUCUGUGUCUGUCAACUCGGCGGUUCUUGACGGAUCUGCUGAAUCCGGGGGCAAGUCUUCUAAAGAGGUGAUCGUGCCCAUGCAGAUGGGCUGUCAUGGAAUUGGAGUUUCACGCAUGAUUUCAGCCGUUGUGAACCGCUUGGCAGAUGACAAGGGAUUGAACUGGCCUCGUGCCAUCGCUCCUUUUGAGGUUGUUGUGGUUCCUGGCAAGGGACUGGACUCGGUGGCUGAACAAGUCUAUGACAGUCUUGCCUCAGGAAAUUCGAAGCCUGUGGACACCCUUCUUGAUGACCGGGACAAGGGCAUGGGGUGGAAACUGGGCGACGCUGACCUGAUCGGUUACCCAGUCAUUGUGGUGGUUGGCAAUGGCUGGAAGAAGAACCAGACUCUGGAGGUACAGUGCCGCCGUCUGGGCGUCAAAGAGGAUGUAUCUCUCCAUAAUCUUCCCACGUUUGUUCAAGACCUGCUCGCCCAGCUGUGA
Messenger RNA from Penicillium cataractarum, 1845 nucleotides. RefSeq names its product putative proline--tRNA ligase AIM10. Gene Ontology annotation, molecular function: ATP binding; proline-tRNA ligase activity. NCBI's taxonomy places the organism in Eukaryota, Fungi, Ascomycota, Eurotiomycetes, Eurotiales, Aspergillaceae. The record is from RefSeq and is a predicted model, not a curated record. The coding region runs from base 1 to 1845 and encodes 614 amino acids. The transcript has 7 exons. Gene Ontology annotation, cellular component: cytoplasm; mitochondrion. Gene Ontology annotation, biological process: prolyl-tRNA aminoacylation.